CUAAAAGAAGAACAAGGAGUAGAUCAAGAAGCACUAGAAGAAGAGCUAGAAUAACUAGUUAUGGGAGUCAUGAUCCGCUCAGUUGAUCAUUAACGGUGGCGCUGGGGCUCAGAGCAGCAGCAGGAUAGAUCUAACGCAACUAGUGUCUGCUGCCAAAAUGGUGUCUGAAGGAAGCUCCUUCAUGAAAGGGAUGUCCAUGGGAGGCCUCUUCUGCUUGGUGCUAUCGCUCCUGAGCAGUUUCAGCCCCAGUCCGAAGACCAGCACAGAGGAGCACCACCACCAUCAUCACGUCAAGGCCCCGAGUAAAGACGAGUUGAAAGAGCUCUCUGACGCUCAGAUGCAGGAGUUGAGCAAACAAGUCCAGGUUUAUUGCGUCGUCAUGGUCCAGCCAAAGUUGAUUGUUUAUUGGGCGGCAGCGCUAGACACCUGGAGCAAGCACUGUGAUAAGUCUGUGUUUUACACCUCAGAGGACUCUAAGGCACUGGAAGCAGUAGACCUGAAUGAAAAAGAUGACUGGGCGAGGUUACGUAAGGCUCUGAAGCAUGCUUAUGAGAACGCUGGAGACCUGCGCUGGUUCUUUUUGGCGCAACCCACCACGUUUGCCAUCAUCGAGAACCUCAAAUACCUGGUGCUCACUAAGGAUCCCAGCGAACCCUUCUACCUGGGCAACGUUAUGAAGUCAGGCGAGCUGGAGUAUGUGGACUAUGAGAGUGGCAUUGUUCUCAGCUACGAAGCUCUGAAAAGGCUGGUGCAUGUUUUACAGGAUGAAGACAAAUGUCCCGAGAGAGGACGAGCCCUGUGGAAGAUGAAUGAUGACAAGCAGCUGGCAGUGUGUCUCAAAUACACCGGUGUGUUUGCAGAGAAUGGAGAAGACACACAUGGGAAGGGCCUGUUUAACAGCAAGAGCGUCCACACCCUGAUAUCAGACAGCAUGAAGGAGAACCCCAAUAACGUGUUGGAGGGCUGUUGCUCCGACAUGGCAGUCACAUUUACUGGGAUGUCACCAGGUCAGAUGCAGGUUAUGAUGUUCGGAGUUUACAGACUCCGUCCUUACGGCCACGAUUUCCAAGACGCGUUAGCCUUUUACCCUCCUGAAGGUUCAGACAAUGACUAGAGACUCAUUCCUUGAAACUGAAUAUGGCUUUUUUUAAUUUUUUCAUCUAUAAUGGCAAAGCUAGGUUUGGGGAGAUAGUUUUCUUAUGCUGUUGGUAAAACUUGAUUCUGAGUUGGAACAACUCUUUUAUGUAUAUUUGUACCUUUUGCACUUGGCACAAUCAGCACCCCAUUUCUUUAUGGUGUAGGUGAACAGUCGAUGGGUGUGUCGUCCUUUUGAAUGAAGAUAGAACUGGGAAAUAGAACAAAACCUCCAGAUAAUACAAAUUAUCUGGAGGUUUUGGGUAUUGUCAUUUGUUAUGUAUCUAAAAUGUUUGUCUUUUUGUCGUCUUAAAGCUGCAUUAGUUGUUAAAUAACACUGUUUUGAAACUA
Hippoglossus stenolepis (Pacific halibut) is the source of this 1485-nucleotide messenger RNA. RefSeq names its product C1GALT1-specific chaperone 1 (gene c1galt1c1). The record is from RefSeq and is a predicted model, not a curated record. Gene Ontology annotation, molecular function: N-acetylgalactosaminide beta-1,3-galactosyltransferase activity. NCBI's taxonomy places the organism in Eukaryota, Metazoa, Chordata, Actinopteri, Pleuronectiformes, Pleuronectidae. The coding region runs from base 158 to 1114 and encodes 318 amino acids. The transcript is spliced from 2 exons.